Messenger RNA from Chenopodium quinoa (quinoa), 1443 nucleotides. RefSeq names its product protein DEHYDRATION-INDUCED 19 homolog 6-like. The record is from RefSeq and is a predicted model, not a curated record. Bases 561 to 1223 code for a protein of 220 amino acids. Lineage: Eukaryota; Viridiplantae; Streptophyta; Magnoliopsida; Caryophyllales; Amaranthaceae. The transcript is spliced from 5 exons.
UAAAAUGCGUACUCGUACUAAUUAAACAAACAUUACACCAAAGUACCAAACCUAAAUUAUUCCAAAAAAGAAAAGCAUGGUUUUGCCAAUUGGACAAAGAUGAGCCGUCAUGAUUCAAGAAGCUGUAUCCAACAACAAAAGAACAAAAAUUGAGUUUGCAAUUUGCAAAUCUUACAACUUACAAUGAUCAAAAUUUUAUUUUAAGGAAAAAAAACACCCAAAAUUCCCAAAAAAAUACCAAAAAGAAAAAAAGAAAAAAAUAAAAAUAAAAAAUAAAUAAAAGACGAAGAAGAACUGGCAAAAUGAAGUGAGCAGAGAGCAAGCUGAUAUUUUCAUCUCAUCUCUCAACCUUCCUUUCUCACUCAUCCGCAUUUUCUCUCUCCUCUUCUCUCAACAAUUCUGAGCUCAUACACUCUCAUUCUUCUUCAUUUGCUCGAAAAAUCCCCAAUUUUCAUCUUCAUUUUUUAUCAAUUUACAUCUACUUGAGCUUAACUUUCUGGAGUAGCUCGAAUCGAAACCCUAAUUAAUCGAUCAAUAGUUUUUAUUUCCCGAUUUUAAUUAUGGAUGGUGAUUCUUGGGCUGCUCGUUUGUCUUCUGUUUCUAAGCGUUAUCAAUCUGCUUUCCAAACUCGAUCAGAUGUUUAUAUGGGAUUUGAGGAUAUUGAAGGAGAUGAUGAUAUAAGGGAGGAGUUUCCAUGCCCAUUUUGUGCGGAGUAUUUUGACAUUGUUGGACUGUGCUGCCACAUUGAUGACGAGCAUCCUAUUGAAGCAAAAAAUGGGGUAUGCCCAGUUUGUGCCAUGAGGGUAGGGGUUGAUAUGGUUGCACACAUCACGUUGCAACAUGGGAACAUUUUUAAAGUACAGCGCAAGAGGAAAUCGCGCAAAAAUGGAUCGCAGUCAACACUUUCACUGUUGAGAAAAGAAUUGCAGGAAGGAAACUUACAGUCCCUGUUUGGGGGUUCUUCCUGUAUAGUGUCAUCUUCCAAUGCUGCACCUGAUCCUUUGUUAUCAUCUUUUAUAUUGCCUAUGGCUGAUGAUAUUGGGAUGUCUCAGUCUCAAUCAUUAUCUGAUACAAGCACAACAAAGAAAGGCAAAGAGGAGAGUGUACGAGAAAGGCAUGUGAAAUCAGAGCCCCUGUCAAUCAAAGAUCAAGAGGAGAGGGCAAGGAGAUCUGAAUUUGUCCAUGGUUUGUUGAUGUCUGCCAUGUUCGAGGACAAAUUAUGAAGUUGCGGGUUGUGGAUUUGAGAGGAUCAUUGGUAAACCAGUUUGUAGUGAAUAUGCAAAUGUAUCUGCGAGUGUAAUAACCUGUAGGAAUAAAUGUAAUUUAUGAUGAGAGUGGAAUAUAGCUCUAGGCUCAAACAGAUAUAAUCCUUGUUAAAUUCUCACGAUUUUCGUUACUCUUAGCACGAGGAAUGAAGAUAUAGAAGUUUGUGUUUGCUUACCA